Molecule: messenger RNA, 2036 nt
Organism: Betta splendens (Siamese fighting fish)
Lineage: Eukaryota; Metazoa; Chordata; Actinopteri; Anabantiformes; Osphronemidae
Gene: gbx1
Product: gastrulation brain homeobox 1
Exons: 2
Coding region: 541-1506 (321 amino acids)
Biological process (GO): regulation of transcription by RNA polymerase II; regulation of nervous system development
Cellular component (GO): nucleus
Molecular function (GO): DNA-binding transcription factor activity, RNA polymerase II-specific; RNA polymerase II transcription regulatory region sequence-specific DNA binding
Source: RefSeq, a predicted model, not a curated record
CGUCUAUUUGGGCUCCACUGGGAAACUACCGCCUCUCAAGACGGCCAAAGAGUCAGGGGCUGAAUAAGGAAAUGAAGCGUAAUUUGAGGAAGAUGGAUGAGCCCCCAGGGAAACACCCCCUUUUCAUUCCCCUUGUAUUGCAGAUGAUAACCAAUGCGCUCGCUCUCUCUCUCUCUCGCUCUCUCUCUCUCUCGCUCCGCGCGCACACACUCGCCUCCACGCACCGAGCGUCGGCGUGGGGCGGAGGGAGGAGUUGGGCAGCGGCCGAGGGGUAGAUAGCGAGGGAGCGUGUGUUUACGUCUCAGUGUGUGACAAACAAGAGGCAAAAGGUAACGGCGGGUCACACGGCAAAGCGCUCGAGCGACUGCAGCGAUCCGGAGACGCGGUGCGCACCCGGGGAUGACAGCGGCGCGGCGGAGGAUCUACUUUCGAGCCACUCCGUCUUUUGACUGAAAGUUUUUAGUGCGCGUCGCCGAGGGGAGAAAAAAAAGGGGACGUCUGCUCUGAAGUUUCCCCCGAAUCGAAGCGCACGCCCGCAAGAUGCAACGACCAGGCGGCCAAGGGACGGCGUUUUCAAUCGAUUCCCUGAUAGGGACCCCUCAGCCGCGACCCGGACACCUGCUCUACACGGGCUACCCCAUGUUCAUGCCCUACAGACCUCUGGUGAUUCCACAAGCUUUGUCCCACUCGCCUCUAUCGUCCGGGAUACCGCCACUUGCGCCUUUGGCGUCCUUUGCGGGACGGCUCACCAACACGUUCUGCGCCAGUUUGGGCCAAGGGGUGCCCUCCAUGGUGGCGCUAACCACGACCAUGCCGAGUUUCUCGGACCCACCGGACAGUUUCUACCCACCGCAGGAACUGCCGGGUCCACGUCUAAGCUCCGCGGACCCCGGAGCCAGGAGGCAGGAGAGUCCGCACUCCGAGGAGCUGCACGGCCGGGACAAGGGCUCAGAGCUGCUCAACUUCUCGGAAACUUUUCAGACGAUAUCAGGUGAAACCAAACUGUACAGUUCAGACGACGAAAAGUUGGACCUAAAAUCAGCGGACGCCGUUUGCAGCGACCGGGACGACAGCUCCGCAGACAGCGAAAACGAAAGCUUCUCGGACGGAAACAACUGUGGCUCCCUGUCCCAGAAGAGCAAACUAAAGACCGGCUCGCAGGAGGCGCUGCCGACCGGCAGCUCGGCGGGGAAGAGCCGCAGGAGACGAACAGCUUUUACCAGCGAGCAGCUGCUCGAACUCGAAAAGGAGUUUCACUGCAAAAAGUACCUUUCUCUGACCGAGCGCUCCCAGAUCGCGCACGCGCUCAAACUGAGCGAGGUGCAGGUGAAGAUCUGGUUCCAGAACCGCCGGGCCAAAUGGAAACGGAUCAAAGCCGGCAACGUCAACAACCGGUCGGGGGAACCGGUGCGAAAUCCCAAAAUCGUGGUGCCCAUCCCCGUGCACGUCAACAGGUUUGCGGUGAGGAGUCAGCACCAGCAAAUAGAGCAAGGCACCAGGCCCUGAACUCAGACGAAAGCCGCGAAUAUUAUCAAUGCCAACAAUAAUAAGACACUUAAAGUGACUCGAUGUUCCAGUGAUUGGUUGAACGCAUGAAGCACAAAAAGGAGGAUUCCGUUAUUUUGCCUGAGACUGAGCAGGGGAGAGGAUUUGCUCGCGGACUAUUUGGCAAUAUGCUGUCAUUUUUAUUUAUUGUUCUGUAAAUAUGUAAAUAUAAAUGAGUAAAAAAUGGUACAAAUGGGCACUAUGAGAUGCGACUGUAAAGAUUUUUUUAAGUAUUUAUAUGUAGGGCCAAAAUCUUCUGUUGGUUAUGUGCAUGUCUUCAUUUGGUGGAGCUAAUCUGGAUUUUCGUUGUGUUUCGUACAAUUUGUUGACCACUUUUGCAUGUAACUUGAGGCGUUUCACGUUUUGUUUGGCAACUGUAGGAAGCAGCUUUGACAGCUUUUUGUGAAAGAAUUGAAAUAUGUGAAGGAAAUAAUGACCAACCAAGGGACAACUGUAAAGUAUAUUGACCUAAUAAAUCGCUUUAUACGUAA